Molecule: messenger RNA, 709 nt
Organism: Helianthus annuus (common sunflower)
Lineage: Eukaryota; Viridiplantae; Streptophyta; Magnoliopsida; Asterales; Asteraceae
Exons: 1
Coding region: 118-546 (142 amino acids)
Molecular function (GO): calcium ion binding
Source: RefSeq, a predicted model, not a curated record
CAUCAAAGAUUCUGUAUUCCACUAACAUACCUGAUCUCGACCUUAUCUCCUCACCAUAAAUAACACUAUCUUCACUACCCAACUUCACACUCACUAAACCCCACACACAACCCAACUAUGGGCGUAAUAAUAAUCGACGGUUCCACCGUCCGCGACUUCGUAAACGACGUCGUUCAGUUCCAAACCAGCGUGGACGCUCAAUUCACCGCUCUCGACGUCAACAACGACGGCGUUUUAUCCCGAUCCGAGAUGCGAAAGGCCUUCGAAUCCAUGCGCUUACUUGAAACUCACUUCGGCGUCGACACCGCCACGCCGCCGGAGGAACUCACUCGUAUUUACGACUCUGUGUUCCGGGGCUUCGACGGAGACCAAAACGGCACCGUUGACCCGGAGGAGUUUAGAUCGGAGAUGAAGAAGAUCAUGCUGGCGGUUGCCGACGGGCUCGGAUCGUCGCCGAUACAGAUGGCGGUGGAGGAUGAUGAUCAGAGUUUUUUGAAGAAGGCGGCGGAGCUUGAGGCGGCGAAGAUCUCCGGCGGUGGUUGUUGAUUGAUCGGACGGUUGUAGUAAUUACUGUGAUGAUGUACUGAUGUUUGUUUGUUAUAUGGUUUUUACUGUAAUGGUAAAUGAGUCGGAGUAACCGCGGUUAAAAGUAUGUAAUGUAUUUCGCCAUUUCGGUCGUAUAAUAACUUUGGAAUUGUUUUUGUUACUA